AUGAGUGGGCGGCGGAGCAAGAGCAGGUCCCGCUCCAAUACGGCCACGACCACGGGCAAGGCAAGGCGGAGCAGGUCCAAGACAAAGGCCUCGACCUCGGGCUCGAGGAAGAUGACCAAGGCCAGCUUUGCGCUCUUUGACCAUUCGUCCGACUCGGAUGAAGUGGCCAACGAUGACGACUUUGCGUCGUCAGACGAUGACGGCCGUGCACCAGGCGGCGAUGCCGAUGACGAUGACGACAGGAAAGGCAACUCAUCAUCGUCGUACGACGACGACGAUGACGAUGACGGCUCGUUGGGAUCAAUCGACGACGACGACUCGGACUCGGAGUCCUCGUCAGCGGCCUCGUCGUCCACAUCGUCGGGACCCACCGAGUCGCUGGCGGCGGCGGCGGCGACAGCGGCGGCGGCGCGGCGCGGCGGAUCGUGGGAAGCGACAAUGGCGGCGAGAGCACAGCGCAAAGCGCGGCGGGCGCGGAUUUUUGGCCGCGGUGCAGACGAUGUGUACACACAGCGACGCAUCGGGAGGGAUGACUUUCGGAUGCGUGGCGACGGCUCGGCCUCGGGCUCGAUGAGUGACGACGAGAGCGGGAGCAACGACGAGAUGGCGAGGGCGGUCGAUUUGGAGAGCGAAAUUCGAGGAAUGAGCCGCCGCCAGCAGAGCCGGGCCCGGAACCAGGCUGCUGUGGGCUCCAAGCCCAAGUACAAGCCCGAGGUUGAGGCCAAGCUUGCCACCGCAAACGCCGCGUUUGGCGACGGGCGGUACGCCGAUGCAGGCACGGCGCUGCAGCGAGCGAUCCAGCUUGAUCCCAAGUGCGUGACAGCAUACACGUUGCUUGCGCUCGUCCGCGAGCAUCUCGGCAAGCACGACCAUGCUGCUCGUUUCUACAUGCUUGCCGCCGACAUCCAGAGCAACGACGCCAGCAUGUGGCUGCUCGCGGCGUCCAAGAUGCAGGAUGUGGCUCAGGGCAUGGAGCCCGGCCCAGUCCGCACCGCCUUUCUGGAGCAGGCUGUCAAUGCCUUUGCCACCGCCGACGAGCUGGCCAGAAGCCACGAGCACCGGAUGCACCGCGGCGCCAUGCUCCACGAGAUCGGAAACUCGCCGCGGCCGCCGACCGCCGACAUCGCCAGCCACCUCACCGUCCUCUCGCUCCUUGUGCCGUCGCUGGAGCAUGUCGGUGACUCGAGGCGGCUGGUGUCGGUGCUGGAGAAGUUUGCUGGCGUGCUGGCAAGCGCGGCAGCUCGCGGUGUAGCACCAGCCAUGGCCUCGUCAUACCUGACCAAGCUUGUGCUCCUCUACGUCCGCCAGAGCCGGUUUGCCGACGCGCGAGCCAUUCUCCGCGACCAUCUCGACACGCCGAGCCAUAUCGGUGGCCUCGAGUCACGUCCGCUCGAGCUGCGAGUUGUGGCUGGCAUUGUGGCGCUGUUUGAGGGCGAGCGUGCAAGCGCCGAGCAGGAGUUUACCGCCCUGCUCGAGCGCGACGCCGCCGACUAUGCCGACCUUUACCAACUUGUCGCCGAUGCCUUCUUUGACCUCAAGAUGUUCGCCGAGGCCGCGAAAGUGUACUCGAAGCUCGUCGACGUGGUCAUGGACGAGAGCGAGGACCCGACGUCGCAGCACAUCUUUACACGACACGCCGAGUCGCUGGCGCGGGUGGCGACUACCGUCAACGACGCCAUCUCAGUCUACCAUGGCCUCCAUCAGCGCCAGCCAGACAAUGUCAACGUAGCUGUCUCGCUCGUCGAAUUGCUCCGCAACGCGGCGGCCAACGCCGCCGCUGCCGAGUCGGGCGAGUCGAGCGAUGACGAUGAUGACGCCGCCGACGUUCUGCUUGCGCGCGCAACCGCAGUCAUCGACAAGGUCCUCCGCACGCGGCGCGCAGCCCAGUUCCGGGCCAACCGGCUCGGCACCGGCAUGAGCACCGGGACCGGCGCUGCAGCCGACGACGACCCGAGCACACUGCGCAAGUCGAUGCUCCAGCACGUGCGGCUGUUGCUGCACAAGGCCGAGCUCGACCUCACUGCCGGGCGCCACCACGAGUACAACGGCAUGCUGCGCCCGAUCCUUGCGACGGCGCUCAAGCACGACCCACUGUUUGGAUUUCCCAGCGAGGCUACCGGGCACGGCGGCGGAAGCACGGUCCGCGGCGGCGACGACUCGGUCUUUGCCACGCUGGAGACGUUUGCCAACUCGGAGCUGUUGGUCCGGCAGGGCCCGCCGCGGGUGGUAGCGCCGAUUUCGGACAUUUGCCCGCCGGUUCAGAUCAUGGAGCACGUGACCAACGUGGCCAAGCUUCUGUUCAACGAGUACCUCGCCUCACAAGAGGGCGCAGUGCUGAAGGAGGCCUUUGCCAUGGUCUUGGUCCUCCUCGGAGCGGAAUCGCGGCUGCGGACCAAGGCGCUGUCGACAGCGCGCGACGGGAGUCUGGCAAGCGGAGAGGCCAGCGGCGACGGCGAGGCCAUCUUUGACAAGCUCAUCGACCGGCUCCGGGUCUUGCUUAUCACGCUCGGUGGCAUGCUCGAUGAGCACGCAGCGGUGGCGGCGCAGGCGCGGACGCUGGUGUCAUCGCGGCCAACGGUGACGGGGCAAAUUUGGGAUCAGUACCUGGUGGCAGCGCUGCGGUCGGGUGAAUUCUUCACCCUCUGCAGCGACCUGCGCAUCCUGGCGCAGGUUGUCCCGGAUCAUGUGCCGCUCCACCUCGCGCACGCGCACACACUGAUGGCGGCUGGCGAUGUGGCCAAGGCGGCGUCAGCGUAUCUCUCGACCCGUGCCGUGUGGGAGCACGGCGCAGACUCGGACCCAAAGGCCCAGACUGUGCUUGACCUCUGCACCGCUGCGUCAAUGGUCCAGCUCGCCGUCCUGCCGGAGACGUCAGACCCGGCGACGGCGAUGGUGAUGGCGACCGCGUAUCUGCGGUCGUACUACGAGCGAGAGCGGAUGGCGCCGGACCCGAUGGGCGCGCGCUUUGUCGAGGCUGCCUACAACAUCGGCCGCGCUUUUCACCACGUUCAGCUGUACUCGCUCGCCCUGCCGGCGUACGAGGCUGCCCUUGAGCCUCUCACCAUCCUUCUCGACUGGCUCGAUAGCGUCGACACCGAGGCUGUCUGCGGCGAUGUGGCCGCCAUUCACGCCAACGCCUUCCGUGCACGGCUUUGGACUCUUCGGAGGAAGACCGGUCUCAACAUCUGCGCUGUUCACGAGUCGCUCCACAACCCGGCCCUUGCCCGGGCCGUCUUUGCCCGCCACUGCCUCAUCAGGCCAGGAUCGUCCGUGCUCUAG
Molecule: messenger RNA, 3279 nt
Organism: Thecamonas trahens ATCC 50062
Lineage: Eukaryota; Apusomonadida; Apusomonadidae
Exons: 3
Coding region: 1-3279 (1092 amino acids)
Biological process (GO): transcription by RNA polymerase III
Cellular component (GO): transcription factor TFIIIC complex
Molecular function (GO): protein binding
Source: RefSeq, a predicted model, not a curated record